AUGACGGGCAGAGCAGAUGGGGCGAGCGCACAGAGACCCGAGUGCGCUGCGCCCGUCGACGGCGACGCGCGCAUCCGUCGAUCAAACGCGCCCACCUGCUGCCCUCACGUGUUUACUCUCGUCCUCGACCUCCCGCCACCACCGCCUUCACCAGCUGCGUCGGGCUCGUCUGUCGACCUCCUCAAGCGCGUCGUCGACGUGUGCAUCGUCCUCAACCUCACGGACGGCGUGGGCUGGCAUCGCGUGCUCUUGUACCUCGACAUUUACAUGAGCAGCGCCCUCGAGCAGACCGAGGAGCACGUCAGCGGUAUGAUCACCCGUUGCUAUGGUGAUUCGUUCAUUCGCGGGAACACCGGUACGUGCUCUCGUCUUUACUCUGUCUCCGAUGCGCUCAUGCCCCCUCAACGCUCCAGUCCCUUACACAUCCGCCCCCAUGGGUUGCUUUGA
This is a messenger RNA of Fomitopsis serialis, 447 nucleotides long. RefSeq lists its product as uncharacterized. The coding region runs from base 1 to 447 and encodes 148 amino acids. The transcript is spliced from 2 exons. The record is from RefSeq and is a predicted model, not a curated record. Lineage: Eukaryota; Fungi; Basidiomycota; Agaricomycetes; Polyporales; Fomitopsidaceae.